CGUGGAUGUACGGCUUUGACUACCUACACAAUGGAGAGCCCUCAUGAGCAUCAACAGAACUUGCUGCUGUCACGCAUUAUUACCAACGUGGAAAAACUCAACGAGGCUGUAGUUGUAAUGAACAAGGCUUUGCAGGAAAUCAACAUCCAAAACAUGAACAUUGAGCUGGUUGCGCAAAUGUUCAAGAACUACCAGUCUAACGUGCUAUUUCACCUUGAAGCUACUGACAACCUGAAAGAGCCGUCUUGAUAUUCUCUGUCGUGGUCGUUAUCGAAUCAAGCUUACCUAUCUCGGGGAAAGAUAGCGGAAUCAAAGAGAUACCCAACAGACAUCAUUGAAAUGAAAUACCAUACUUGAAGUACCU
Neurospora tetrasperma FGSC 2508 is the source of this 364-nucleotide messenger RNA. Its product is annotated as DASH complex subunit DAD4. Gene Ontology annotation, biological process: attachment of spindle microtubules to kinetochore. NCBI's taxonomy places the organism in Eukaryota, Fungi, Ascomycota, Sordariomycetes, Sordariales, Sordariaceae. Gene Ontology annotation, cellular component: mitotic spindle; DASH complex. Bases 31 to 249 code for a protein of 72 amino acids. The record is from RefSeq and is a predicted model, not a curated record. The transcript is spliced from 5 exons.